This is a messenger RNA of Parasteatoda tepidariorum (common house spider), 1120 nucleotides long. RefSeq lists its product as uncharacterized. Gene Ontology annotation, cellular component: nucleus. Gene Ontology annotation, biological process: sex differentiation; regulation of transcription by RNA polymerase II. Gene Ontology annotation, molecular function: RNA polymerase II cis-regulatory region sequence-specific DNA binding; DNA-binding transcription factor activity, RNA polymerase II-specific. The record is from RefSeq and is a predicted model, not a curated record. NCBI's taxonomy places the organism in Eukaryota, Metazoa, Arthropoda, Arachnida, Araneae, Theridiidae.
UAUUUUCUUCUUUAAUUUUCAGCGGGAGGUAUCAGUUCACAAGAAAUCAUACUUCUUCACGAAAAUCUGAAGAAAGUGUUCAAUCACUUCAGUCAGUAUCAUCAGUCUCCUACAUUCAUUCACACACUUUAUCUGACGAUAUUAAGAGACAAUGCCUAUGACCACGAAGUUGUGAUACAGAAAAUCCUAGACGGAGACAGGGAAUUCAGGAAAUUAGGCUGGCCCCUCCAAACCUUAAAAAGUAUGACGCCUCCUUCUCCAAACAACGCAUACUGGUCAAACUUAGCUGCGUCCACCAGCCCAUCCUCAUCAUCUCCUCUCCUAGCCUCUUUUCAUCCCCAAUGUUACUCCUCAUACCUACCCCACUAUCCAUUCACCUAUUCACAGAACAGCUCGGCGGUCAUGAGUUCUCUACCAACUCACGGUAGCCAUCCUAGUUUAGAAGCUGCCACAUCAGCUACUUCUCCUUAUUUGCUGUUUCACACCGGUGUACCACCCUUCACGGCGUCGACGCCUUCAUCAGCCACCUCAAAUUCCAUCGUGCCCGAUAUUGUGGGAAGGGUUUACAGUCCGCCCAGUCGACAUCCUGCCGACGGACAUACUAGUGGUGACAGCAGGGGGUCAGCCGAAUAUAAAGAUGAGUCAGAUAAAGAAAGUGGCGGAUCUGCACCCCCAACGACCAUUAGAGACUCUUCAACUAUUGUGGAUAAGCACAGAAGGUCGAGAACCUAUCGACCGGUCCCUUAUCCAGUGCCCUGGCAAGACAGGCUGGAAACAGCAGCGAAUGCAUAGUGUCUCAUUGUAUAUAAAGGAGUGCCUGUAAUAGUAAUAGCUGGAUGCUGAUGUAAAAAAACAGUAAAUUCCCCUUUUCAAAACUUAAUCAAAACAAAGCUCAAGUUUUGGAAACGAUAUUUUCACGCCUCUUCUUUGAAGACAAUGAGCAAUCUAUGUCUAAAAAACUGAAAGAGGAAAACGAGUCAAUUUCAAGAACAAUGCAUCCAUAAGUGCUUGUGCUCUUCGCCAGUUUGUGGUUGCAGAUGCUGGCCUCUGUGAUUUGAAUAUUGGUGUGUGAUAAACCCUUCUUAAUCUUUGAAAUAAAAUUAAAGAUGAUGCAAUAGAA